Brassica napus (rape) is the source of this 2126-nucleotide messenger RNA. RefSeq lists its product as uncharacterized. The transcript has 13 exons. The record is from RefSeq and is a predicted model, not a curated record. NCBI's taxonomy places the organism in Eukaryota, Viridiplantae, Streptophyta, Magnoliopsida, Brassicales, Brassicaceae. The coding region runs from base 223 to 1893 and encodes 556 amino acids.
ACAGAAAUUGAAAAUUAAAAAACAAACAAGAGUCGAGCCUCAACAAUAACAAUAUAACAAGAACAAAAUCCGUACUAAAGCAUCUUCGUCUCUUUCAAUUAGGGUUUCUUCAGGCGAAAUUGUGGAUUUAAAUUAAUCGAAUUGAUCUCGUUUCGGGUUUCUUCGAAUUGCCAAUCGAGAGAACGCAUAUGAGAAAAGAGUGAUUCGAUUCGAUUCCUCGAGAUGGAGCAGUUUGUCAACUUCAUCAUUCGACCUCCAAGAGCUGAGUACGACCCUGAACAUGAUCUCUUGGAAAAGGAUUUCAUGAUGAAAGGCAGAUGGUAUCACAGGAAAGAUUUAGAGGUUAAAAACAGCAGAGGAGAUGUUCUCCAGUGUAGUCAUUACAUGCCUGUUGAACUCCCUGAAGGGAAGCCUUUGCCCUGUGUUAUAUAUUGCCAUGGAAACAGUGGAUGUAGAGCGGAUGGUAGUGAAGCCGCAGUUGUGUUGCUUCUUUCAAACAUCACAGUUUUCACCCUUGACUUUUCCGGAUCUGGUCUCUCUGGCGGGGAACAUGUCACCUUGGGCUGGAACGAAAAGGAUGAUCUGAAGGCUGUGGUUGAGUAUUUGCGGCAGGAUGGAAAUGUAUCCCUGAUUGGGUUAUGGGGGCGUUCGAUGGGUGCUGUUACUAGCUUGAUGUAUGGAGCUGAGGAUCCUUCCAUUGCAGGAAUGAUUCUAGACAGCCCCUUCUCCGAUUUGGUUGAUCUGAUGAUGGAACUUGUAGAUACUUAUAAAUUCCCUCUACCAAAGUUCACUGUGAAAUUUGCAAUACAAUUUAUGCGUAGAGCUAUUCAGAAAAAAGCCAAGUUUGAUAUAAUGGAUCUGAACACCAUCAAGGUUGUGUGUAACUAUGAUGUUUGUAACAAGCAGCAUUUUUUGCUUGUCAUGAUCAUGAUGCUGGUUGGUUGGUUUGUUUAUCUUCCAUUGCUGCAGGUGGCAAAAUCUAGUUUUGUUCCAGUUUUAUUUGGACAUGCCUUAAAUGAUGACUUUAUCCGCCCUCAUCAUUCAGAUCGUAUAUAUGAAGCCUACGUAGGAGACAAAAAUAUAGUAAAGUUUGAGGGAGACCAUAACUCACCAAGGCCUCAGUUCUUCAUUGAUUCGAUAAAUAUAUUUUUCCAUAACGUCCUUCAACCUCCAGAGGUGGUGGGGCCAACAUUAUAUGACCCAUUGGAUGAUUACUUUGCAAAGGGCGGUUGGAGUAGUAUGCAUGACACAACUAUUCCAGAAUCCUCAAUGCAGAAAAGUUUAGCCUCGAGUAGCAGCAUCUCUGACGCAAUUAAUGAAGUCCGUACAAAAAGACCGAUGAGUCGCACAGAUGUUCCUUCGAAUGUUACAUCUAGCGGUUCUGCAUCAGAAACUAAGGAAAAAGAGAAUCAUGAUGGUCGUGACAGUUCAUCAUCUCCUGAUAUGAUAAGCUUUGAUUUGUUAAACGGCGAUGAAGAUGUAGAAUAUCACUUGGAGGACAUCCCAUCUAAUGCAGAGGAAGAAGAAAGGAUGCUUAUGAGAGCGGUGAUGGAAUCAUUGAAGGACUUGGAAGUGCAAAGUCUUGAGAAUAAAGAAGCUCCAGAGAAGAGAGUUUACGGAAACAAUGCUUUUCGAACCGCACAACAAUCCCUCCUUUCAACUCAAGCGAACCAACCAGAGACUGAUUCUGGUUCCGGGGAUGCAUUACCAUCUUCUUCCGAGUCCAGUGCACCAAGUGAGACGCCUGCUUCUUCUCUACCUGUGUCUGGCUCUUCGAGCGAGAAGGUAAACGAGACAGGUGACAUGUCAGCGGUUGCAAAGCCCACGGUGACAGUUGAACGUAGUAGUAGUAGUAGUAAAUGGGAUUUCAACUUCUUCAAAAACAGCAAAUAAUUCCAGUUAUUGAGUUUGGUUUUGGAACUGGGUGAAGUCAAUGCAAAUGCAUAUAUAUCCAAAAAAAUAGUUGGUUUCUUUUUCAAAGAUUUGUUCAUGAUAGGUUAACAUUCUUUGUCUUUGGUUAUGGUUUUCAUCCAAAUGUUUGUAUUCUUGGGUCUGCACCUUUGUUCAUUCCAAGUAUUUGCUUAAGUUUACUUCAUAUGAUGAUUCAAUUAUAUUUUUGCAUUGUA